UGACGCCCUGAGAUUCUUACAUCAUAGCUUUAACAUAACAUAACGUAACAUAACAUAAUACUAUUUUAUUAUGAAGAGAACUUGAUUGCUUUAGGAUUGAUAGAAUUUGGUACAGUGCGGACAGAAUUCUGAGCAAAAAAGCAAUGAGGUUGUGCAAUGAGGUUGAAGUGAUGAGGCUAAAAAACUUAAGUUUAUUUUACAUGUUUUUCCCUUUGGAAAACUGUUCUGAAACUGGAGAGCCCUGGACGUCAUUAAACUGAGGACAUGAAAUACUAUAGAUAACUUCAUAACAUUCUAUUGCUCGAUGCCAAAAAUACUGAGGGAAGCUUUUUCAUUCAUCUAAAGCAGAGAGCAACAGAUGAAGAAAUCCAGAUUGUCUUUGUUCAGGCCUGUGUUGAAGAUUGUAGUUUCAAGAAAGAGUACCCUCAGCGAUAUUCUUAUUUCAACUUCUUAAGCAGACAGGAAACUGUCAACAUAACUCACAAAUAGGUUCGCUGGGCAAAUCCCAUAGAGAAUUAGACUGGUUAAAUAAUUUUGAAGGCUUUCGUCAGAGAUACGUGACUGAUGAAGAACUUCGAAGCCAACCUCGUUACCAAAGAUAAUCCAUUUUCUAAAGUCGAAUACCAUGAAACAAAGUCAACAAUGCCUUACAAAAUAAUUUGAGCAUCCUCAUAAUCUUAUUUACUCAGUUUCUCCUCUUAACAGCACCUUACAAAAUUUUAGAAUCCGACUAAAAAAUGACGACAAUUAUUGAAAAGAUUACUCUAAGUUAUGAUUAAUUAGGCCAUUAAAGAAUGCGACUGGUCGGCCACUGCUAGAAAGAUGAAGCAAGAAGCUUCAAUCCCGGACAAAGAAGCUUCAAUCCUUCUCAAGAAAACUAAAUGUUUUCUUUUUUUUUGAAAAAUAGCCUCCCCUCUUCCCCAAUUCAAUGUUGAAUGCAUGAUUUUGAAACAAAAAUUGCUUCGGUGGGAAAGGGGAGGGCUUGAAUUUUCAAGGGCAAGGUAAAGUAGAAAAUUACAAAAUUACAAAUUGCUUCGGUGGGAAAGGGGAGGGCUCGAAUUUUCAAAGGUAAAGUAGAAAAUUACAAAAAAUGCAUUUUGUCUCAACAUUUUUGUCUGGGAUUGUUGAUGCUGAUCUCCUUGAUGCUGUUCACGGGAGAAGGGAAAUAUAAAUAUCAAAGAGAAUCUUUAUAUAUCAACGGGGACCGAGAAAGUAGACAUAAAUCGAGUCCUAAAAUGUGACGUCGUUGCAUAUCUUUCAAGAACACCGUAAAAUAGCUUUGAAAAUGGGUGUCAUGACGCCAGCAAAAGAAGUUUUACUGUUGCUUUGGUUUGGUUCAAAGUUAUGAACAGGGAUCAAAUGAUAAUGAAUUGAUGUGAAAGGGCCUGUACUUACGUGGCCAUAUGUCAGACAACUACGAGCACAUUUAGCUGAUUUCACAUAUCUAGAAAAUUCAAAAUUCAGAAAAUCUAAAAAUAGAUUUUGCGAAGUCAACACUUAAGAACUUUGCUAGAUUAGAAAAAUGGAAGACUCUUGGCCUGCAAUGUCAUUUUCGAGCCAAAAAUCACUAACAAUGUACGCAGAAUGCUUUACCAUCAUCGCUGAAAAUUGGCCAUUGUUUCUACUAAAAUGCUUGUCCUUGAAAAAACGCAUAGUCUAUGUUUAAAAGUGUGUUGUAAGCAAAUUACCUAAAUUUGAAAUGAAGGAUGAGCAAAAGACAUAGAUAUAAGUGUUUUCUGUAAUGAUCAUGACUUUUAUUCGAUUUAAUUUUAUUUUAAGUAAAUUAUUAUCAGAAAAAUAUCAGUAAAAGUAAAUACAGAACUCGGCACACAAACAACCUAUUUACCUCUUUCACUUCUGUGUAUGCAACUUUAAAGCGGGGUUAUUGAAGCGGAAUGGCUGAGAGGCGUCAGCACGCCAGCUCAUCCAUAAUUCUUAAAACGUAUUUCUGGUCAUUCACUGAAUCGUUUUACUCUUGGUUCUAAGCAAGCUUGAUUUUAUUUCAAUUAUUUCAAUUGAAUAAGCAUGGUAGCCCAUUCAGCAGUGCUCGUUUGAAGGUGUCAUGGUUACAACGCUUAACAAAUUUUAGGCCAGUAGAACCUUAUAUUGCCAGUCGACUUGAUAUGUCUAAAGCAGCCAUGCCAUGUAGUUAUCUUCAGAGGUCCAGCACAAUUUUCAUCAUCGAGCUAAAGCAAUGCUUGUAUUUAAUUUGAAAGGUUCCUUCUCACAGAUGUUAACGAUAGAUUACAUAAAGUUAUAAGAUUUCUUCAUGAAACGUCGAUGAUUUUGGGCAAAAUGUUAGCCAUCUAUGUCUGGAAACGAGGAGCAAACUAAACAUUAAUCAUUCCCAUUAAGACAAUUGCUGCUUUGCUGUCUGAAGUAAAAUUAACGAGACUACACAUGUCAGUAUGUUUUCAAGAUGACUAAUUGCUGCAACAGACAGUCAAUACAAUUGCAAAACCAUAACAGUAUUUCAAAGAAAAAGAAGUUUGUCAAAAAUCGAUGUAAGAUAAUUAGUUGAUGUCGUUAAUCCCAACUAAAUCAUUCCUGCUAUGAAAUAGUUUUUCACUUUCUACAGCUGUAUUAAGUUGAUAAUUAAUUUUCCUCUCUAAUAUUUUAGCUCUUUUCUGAGCAGUACUUUCUUAUUCAUGAUCAAAGGGAUCUUCAUACCUUAAUGCUAUAGACUUGAAAAAUCAAGCACAAAUUAGAGAAACAUACCUGUUUGUUAAUGAUAUGCCAGAUUGCAGGUGUAUGUAAUCAGACAUAAAAAUUGCAUUGCCAACCUCUGAUUAAUUAGACCGUCAAGGGAUGUAUUUUUUGUCUCGGUGUUCUGGGAGCUGAUCAACAAGAGUACUGUUUCAAAGUUUGCACCUUCAUGUGGGUAGAUCGAGGCAAUCUUCAGGGAAUUUCCAAAGCGUCAAAAAGCAACAGCAGAAGUUAGCACCAAAAAGAAGAGCCAAGAAGUGAUCCAGCUUGGAAACGAGGCUCUAAGGAUUGCAUGGUCAAGUGACGCAGUAUCAUUACGGUGCGACUCUGUUAUUAAUCGCGGGCAAAGUGACCUCAGUCAUCCCCAGUGCUGAAUUUCUUAAAUGAGCAUAUUGUCAACAGUGUAAUGUCAUGUAAAGGGAAGGUUUAUUCGUGACUUCUUUACAUCAACAAGAAUGCUAUAAUGUAUGGGCCUCUACGAAGAAUAUCAUUGAUGCUGGCAACUUUCUAUCUAUUAAGGUUGGAGUAUACAGUCGCAGAUUCGCGGUACGGAAUAUGCAAUCAAAGCAAAAACUUGGAAGAGGAUCCCAACUGUAUUUUGCAAAAGUUACUUCAAGGCUAUGAUAAGCGCCUGAGACCAAAUUUUCCAGGCCCACCUGUAGUUCUUCGUGUGGAAUUUCUUCUUUCCAAUAUAUUUGAUAUUUCAGAGGUUAAGAACGAAUUUGGAGUUGAGAUGUACUUUCGACAGUUCUGGAAUGACCCACGGCUGCAGCUCUCUAGAUUCAAUUUCUCAAAGCCAUUGUUUCUUAACUCUGAAACAAUAAAUGAACUCUGGAUUCCCAGUACAUAUUUUGUCAAGUCAAAGAGAGCUUAUCGUCAUCACAUCACUAAAGACAAUGUAUUACUCCGGAUAAGGCCGAACGGUGAUAUUUUCUACAGCCAAAGGCUCUCAGUGAGUACAUCAUGCAUAAUGAACCUUCGCUACUUUCCACACGACACACAAGUCUGCAGACUACUGGUUGAAAGUUAUGCAUAUCAAUCGAUAGACAUUGUCUAUAAUUGGGGAGAAAUAAUGAAAGGCUCCUUCAACAAUAUCCAAAAUGCUGUAUUUGACAUUCCUUCGUUUGUGGUCAAAAGUGUACGUCUAUCUAAAGGCACAAAUAGAUACUCAAUUGGAAAUCAUUCUUACCUUUCGGCCACUUUCACAUUUCAAAGACGGGUUGGAUACUUUCUAAUCGAGACUUACAUACCAUCAGGCAUUACUGUCGUCAUUUCAUGGGUCUCGUUUUGGAUCCCAGCUGAGUCGGCACCAGCAAGAGUCUCACUUGGUAUAACAACAGUUCUCACAAUGACAACCAUAAGCAGUGCAACAAGGCAGUCACUGCCCAAGGUGUCCUACGUCAAAGUGGUUGAUUGGUUUCUGUUGGUUUGCCUCGUGUUCGUCUUUGCUGCGUUGUUGGAGUAUGCUUUUGUUGUCUAUUAUCACUCAAGGCUUCGAGACAAAGAUGAGAUUCUAUAUCAACUAAGAAAACUGAAAACGGAUAAAGGUAACUGUCACCACACAACUGGCAUGAAGCUGCACGUUGAAGAUGACAGUACUGACGAUAGCUCGAAAGAUAAAUAUUCUGAGCGUACCAGAAAUGGCACCCAUGCUGGAUGGCAAUUCGGAAAUAGCAAUCACAUGAAGAAAAAAUCAGCAAAGGAGAUUCCAGUGAAAUUGCUUAGCGACGUCAUGGUCCUGCCAACAAAAAUCGACCAAAUCGCAAGAAAAGGAUUUCCAAUAGCUUUCUCUUUGUUUCUUUGUCUAUAUUGUGUAAACCUGACAAUGGCAUCAAAAUAGACAAUUCAUUUUAAAGAAAAUCGAUAUACGGAAAUCUAUUCAAUAACUCCUAAAUCAUAAAAAAGCUUUUAUGAAUAAACCUAGUUAAAUUCUCAGUUGCGAAGAGUAUUAAAAACAAAGACCUUAGGGUCAUCAAUAUAAAAGAAAAGCUGAUAAAAAAAUAUUCAACCAUUAGUUUGAGCAUCAGAUUCGAAAUGAAAGAAUAAUAGCAAUUCUAUCUAUUUCAAAAGCCCACAAAUUCAUUUCAAGCAGGCUUUCAAUCAUUUUGAGAAAUUUAAACCUCUGUAGGUAAUCCUAUUUUAAAAAUUGUAAUACACAAAUCCUUCGAUGAUUUGCUUCACGCUACCUAGAAGACCUUUUGAUUCUCAUUUCUCAGUGCCUUACAGAAUUCUAAGAAAUCCAAAAAGUGAUCUCAAGUUGCCAUUAAAAAAAACAACCAAGGGACAAAAAGAUAUUUUCCGAAGAGCCAAAAUAUGGAAGGCCUUUUUCUCUUUUAAGAAGUAUCGAAGGGAUUUGCUUGAAUUUCAACUUUUAUAGCAAAUGUUUUUGUUUGAAAGUUAAGUUUUUGUUGUAAAUGGUCAGUCUCUUGCUAAUCAGCAUCGUUGAAUGGGUCACCGCCCUAAACAAUGUGAAAUUAUUACUGUUAUCAAAUAUUGUUAUUAUAAUCAUUCUAAAAGACCAACUGAAAAAAUGUCUUUACAACUGAAAAAGUAUUGCUCCUAAAAUUUUUUCUAUAUGUCUGAAAGACUUUAAUGAACUUGGCUAUAGGUCUCCUUAUGGCCUAUGCAUAUUUACCUCUAAAGGCUAGUCUAGAAUCGUAUGAUAGUGUUCAGUUGUUUAAAUUCCCGGAAGACGCGGGCGUACUUGAAGAGCAGUCAUAAAGCAUCUAUAUGGCACAUAACAUCUUAGUUUUGCACGCCAUGACUCCACAACGUAUUCGUUAACAUUAUGUUUCUAUAAAAUUACAAGAUUAGCAAAAUGCACUGCAUUUUGAGAAAAAUCAUAUUAUUAUAAGUAGAAUUUGAGGUUACUUAUAAAGUGAUAAUACAAUAGAAAACACAUUUAAAUGAUAUUGUAAACAUCUGCGCGGAGAAGUUUAAAUGCCAGUGACUUAAUGUAAAUAAUAAAAAAUUUCAUUUCCCGAGUUCAUCACUUAUAGGUUUCAAGUUUCUAUUGCAUUUUUUUUACACUAAUUCGUGUUAUAUAUUGUUUUUAAUAAAGAGUUUUGAAAAAAGCAAACGUGUUACGACGCUAUGAUGUCUUUUUCUAACAUUCUUUAGAGUAUAAAGCUAGAGAACAUGUACCCGAUUGUGGAUAGAAGUAGGCCAAUAAAAAACGCAGACACGUGACAAUAGAGAUUACCCAAUCGCUGGCCUAUUGAAAAUACUACCGUUGGUUUCCAAGGAUGAAAAAGAAACCAUUCUAUCUUCACAAAUGUGGUUUUUGCCUUGUGUACAUGGAUUCUAAAACCAGCCUGUAAAUAUCAUCCAAAAUUUUAAUUUCGAUCCUUUAUUCUGACAUUUUUCACUCAAAGGAUUGUAUUAAAAUGUUUGCUUUUUCAAAGCCAACUUAAAAUUUUGUACUGCAAAAAGAUAUUCGUAUCAUGCCUUUUAUUAUAAUUAAUUUCAUGAUAAACACGUCCAAUAACUAAAGGUAUCAAAUAUCGUAAUUUUUGAAUCAUAAGAACAAAUCUAUGUCAUAGCAUAUCUAAGCUUGAUUGGACAAUUUAGAAGAGUUUUAGCCUUGAAAACUAGAAUACAUUAUUUCAGCAGUUAGAAAUUCGGCUUUUUGCAUUCUGUUACUAUUAAUUCAGGCUCGAAUUCAUUUGGUAAAACUUGUAUGCAUAUUAAAGGGUGCAAAUUGGAUUUAAGUUGCAUUACUUUUUAAAAUCGCAGAUUUUGUAGGGAUUCAUUUUAUUAUGUGCAAACAAAAUUUAACGAAUAGCAUGCGAUGUUAUGUGCAUCAAAACAAACGAUCCCGACUUGAGCCCGACAAAACAUUUCCUACUUGUUUUUGGCCCGGCCACCAAAAGACUUACUCUUUCUCAACCUUUGCCAGAAGCCCUACCCUCAGUUUUGGAAUCAUUUAGUAUCGGGUCAUUAUCAUACAAGACAGGCUACAUGAACAACGUUCGAAUCUGAUACACUCUGUGUCGUAUUUUGGAGCAAAAUUAAUCUGCUUUGAAUCCGUCGGAAUACCUUUGAGCUGCUGUGAAUGCUUGAAUGGGAUCAGCUGUUGCUUUGGAACAUUUCUUUGAGUGCCAGAUUUUGCGAGGCAGGCAGUGCGGAGCUUAGCGUUGCCGUGUAGAUGCAAUAAAAUAAUGCUAAAACUGAAUCCUGUAUAGUCUGAACAGUCGCAAUAUUUGCAUUGGAUUGGGUCAGUUGAUCCGUUAAGCAGUGCAUCUGGCAAAGUGUUAGCAGUGUCUAAAUAUGACAGUGGUUCGAGUUUGACUUUUUUCCAAGUAGCGAAGAGAAAAUCUCGAAAUCAGUAACACACAUGAUUUAUAUAAGAACAGAGUUUAUAAGAACGCAAACUUUGAAAAUAGUAAAAAUUAAGAUCAUCUUAAACGAGAACUGACACGCAAAAAUAAGUUUGGCUAAAACGGUAGUUUGUGACAAGCAAAUGCCGGGAUCGAAAUUUUUUUUUGAAUCACAGUUACCGUUUUUGAAAUACAGGCGUUUUAAGUUGAGAAACGACAAUUGUUCCGACUACUUGAGACUCGAGGCGAAAAUCGUCACGAGUGGGCGAUCAUCUUCAACGUCACAAGUAACAUGUUCUCAGGACAUAUUGUGUUUUUCUAUAGAGAAACACAAGAAAAUUCUGCGGUCAAAUGUUUAUUUUGUGCGUGUGAAAGGAGCUAAUUUUGCAUUUUUGACAUAUAAUUGACUUUUUCAUUGGUGUAGGACUCUGAUUUGGAGUUUUAUUACACUGAUUUC
This is a messenger RNA of Rhopilema esculentum, 7482 nucleotides long. Its product is annotated as glycine receptor subunit alpha-1. Gene Ontology annotation, cellular component: membrane. Gene Ontology annotation, molecular function: extracellular ligand-gated monoatomic ion channel activity; transmembrane signaling receptor activity. Gene Ontology annotation, biological process: monoatomic ion transmembrane transport. Lineage: Eukaryota; Metazoa; Cnidaria; Scyphozoa; Rhizostomeae; Rhizostomatidae. The record is from RefSeq and is a predicted model, not a curated record.